ACACCGAGAUGAGACACCUGAGCAUUUCAGUGAGGUUAUGAGUUAUGACUAUUGAUGUAAACAAUCAUAAAUAAUGAAGACCGAAAUGUACAACGAAAUUAUGAUGACAAUUCGUAAUUUUCGAGGCCUGUCGAGAGAAUGUGCGAAAAUGUUAAAGGAGAAAUUUAAUGACAUCCAUCCAAACACAUUAUAUAGCAUCUUGUCUUUAGAAAUACAACAGAAAAUGAAAAACAAUCAUGUCAGACUGUUUGGAAAUAACAAAAAUUAUUAUGACAGUUACUUGGAAGCAGUGCAGAAUGGAGAGCCAGUAGGCAUUCUGCUAAGAAUAGCAAAAGAUAUCGAUGCUGCACCAGCUUUAUUAGCCCGUAAUAUUUUAGAAAAAUAUUGUAUGCGUGACAAUGCAAAUGUUUCAAAAAAUCUAAUUUCCAAGCUGUUUAAGGAUACUACACUGAUUGAUGAUAAGAAUCUUGCAUAUGAAAUUUAUUUGUGUACAUUAUACGAUGAUUUAUAUGGACCAAUAGCUGAUGCAAUGGGAAUAUGUAUAGGACAAGAAAAUGAAAUCAAACUUCAAGAUUGUUUAAUACAAAGAAAUAUUGCAUUUCGUAACGAAGAGCACUUAAGAUUACGAGGCUAUGACAAGACUCCAGAUUUUAAAUUGGAAGUACCGAUUGCAGUGAAUGGUUAUGUAAUAAACUGGAUUGAAUCAAAGGCACGAUUUGGUAAUAUAGAUGUUCAUCAAAAAUAUAUGAAGGAACAAUUCUUGAGCUAUUGGAACAGAUUUGGAUUCGGGCUUGUCAUUUACUGGUUUGGAUUCCUUGACUGUCUCACUAAAUCAACUGAGAAAAAGUUCAUUAUAAUGGAUCAUUUUCCUGAAAAUAUUACAUACAUGGACCCGGCUUGUAUCAAAUCUACAAAUAGUACGUGAUUAUAA
Cyphomyrmex costatus is the source of this 931-nucleotide messenger RNA. RefSeq lists its product as uncharacterized. NCBI's taxonomy places the organism in Eukaryota, Metazoa, Arthropoda, Insecta, Hymenoptera, Formicidae. The transcript is spliced from 6 exons. The record is from RefSeq and is a predicted model, not a curated record. The coding region runs from base 74 to 925 and encodes 283 amino acids.